ACUUUAUUUUGCGAUCACUUUCUUUUUUACGUUUAAGACGUGCAUAAUAAGCGCAUUUUUUAUAUAUCAGGAUCAGAAUUACAUUCAUUCAUUAUUCAGACAGGGUUCUUGAAGUUUCCAUUUCGUUAUUGACACAAACCUGGCAACCCCUGCUCUUUCAGCCGCUCUUCAAUAACAUCCCUGGGGCUCAGACGAGAGCGCGUGGGUUUUCAGCUGAAUAACUGUUUACAUCUUUUCAGUUUCUUCUCAGUUUGUCUCGAGGAUUUUCUUGACAACGUCGAAUAAGGUGCAAUGGUUGAAGAGGAGCAAUUUGUGAAUAUAGACUUAAAUGAUGACAACAUCUGCACCAUCUGUAAGCUGGACACAGACACUGGAACUCUAUCCUUUUGUCAUGUCUGCUUUGAGCUGAGCAUAGAGGGAGUGUCCACUGCCACUCUGCUGCACUCUACAUCUUUGCGUGGGCACAGGGACUGCUUUGAGAAGUACCAUCUCAUUGCCAACCAGAAGGUCUCACAUGCCAAGGCCUCACACAGUACCUACGAGGGUGUGAAGCGAGCACUGAGUCAGCAGAUCAGCCGCAUUGUGCAGUACGCCCAAAACAGAGACUCUGGCUCCAAACACCAGCUUCUGUUUCACACACCACAGGGCGACAGAAAGAUAGCGGCCCAAUCGUGUGCUCAGGUGCCCCGAUAUGCUCCACGCUGGGCUGAAGCCACAUGUCCAGGUGAAACAGAGGAUCUGGAUAUUCUGCAGGACUCUGGGCAGCUGUGGAGGAAUGAACAAAAGCGCACAAUGCAACACCAGGGAGUAGGAGGAGAACAGGAAGAGAGACACACACGCCACAGCCGAGAGGAAUUAGUAAAAAUGAGUAUGGAAGAGCUUCGUCAACUGAACUCAAAACUCUUGCUGCAGAUUCAAGUGGUGUUUGAAGAGCUUUCAGUGGCUGUGCAGGAGAAGGACUCUUUGGCAUCUCAACUCCAUGUCCGCCACAUUGCCAUUGAGCAGCUUUUUAAGAACUGCGCCAAACUUCCAUGGCUUCAGAUUGGCCGGGCGGGGGUAAAAGCCAGCAACCCCUCAGUGGAGUGAAGAGUGAGUUUUCCACAAUGGAUUAAAGAACGACCUCCAGUCUGGGAAGACAUAAAUAAAGGUUGCACUCGAGUCAAAUGCUUUUCAGUCUUAAGUAGAUGGGGUUGGUGUGUUUGUUCUUGAACAGGCGACGUAUUGAAAUUGACUAACACAGGGAGUUUUGAAGCUUGUGCACUUGUGUUACUAUGCAGACAGAGGUCAGACUGACCAUGGCCUCAUCAACGUUCACUUGAAUAUUGUUUUUAUUACUUUUAUGUUAAGUCUUUGAAAAUUAUAUUUAUUGCUUUCAGUUUAUACUAUAAUUUUUUAUUGUUAGUGACUUCUUUUUUCUUCUGAAUUAGAAUAGUGGAUUCCCGUAUAUCUGUGUGUGACAGGCCGGAGUCUGGGCUCUGGUGUUACUGUGGUAAUAGUUAUUUAGUUAAGAAGGGGGUGAUUUUCCACUGAUCAUUGUAGUGGGAUUAUGGUUUGAUUAGAUUAGGAAUAUGAAUCCCUGGCCUUCACAAAAUGAUAUGAUAUAAUUGAACAACAAUGUGAUAUUUAUGUAACAAUACCACUGAAUCUGCCAUUAUAUGACUUAUUAGGACCAGGCUGAUACGCAUGCAGUUUUUUCAAUAUAUGGGGAAGGGCUGCUGUCGAUGAGCUUAUAGAGAAGAAGUAUUUUAAGAGAUUUGGGCCAAUCAAAUUGACUUUUUUGAUUAUUGCUGCUUGGUUUUUAUUUCAAUCACUGUUUUAUUAUUAUUAUUUUUUUUUUUUCAAAUCAAAAUCAUGCAAUGAUUUUCUCUUAAUCAAGAUUAAUGCUGUUUUGGUUUACUACACAGAGGAUGGUCAGAAUGUUGUUGUUUUUUUCAGGAUAUAAUUGGUAAUCACAUACUCAAAUAUUCCUCUUUGUUUAGUAUUACUUGGGUAUGUUUGGGGGAUUUUAUGCACCUUAAAAAGCAUAACCAAAGCUUGUUGCCAUUGGGUAACAUUAUUCAAUUUAAUAUUUUUUAAAUAUGUUGCAUGAAUAAAAGGACAUUUAUGCAUAUUAAUGUUUAAUUUGUUAUUUUCUUGACCUAUGUUCAAAUAUUUCAGUUCAUCACUUUUGAAAAUUUUAACUUGCCAUUCUGUGUUUAUUUAUUUACCACCUUGUUGUACAAUUUUAUUUCACAGUUUUAUACCUUUUGUUUAUUCUAAUGUAAAACUUUGAGGGGAGGGAGCUAUCUGGUGGUUUUCCAGAAAAUCUGUUCACAUUAGAUUGAAUCUGUUGCAGCAUGCUGAUGAUGACACUGAACAUUAAUUAAAUUAAACAUAGCUGUUCAAAUGUGUCAUUUAAAAGGUAGGAAAUAUUUUGUUCAGAAGAAAAUCCUUCUCUUUGUAAGAGACUUAUAUUUUACUUGACCCAUCCGGGUUGUAUAAAAAGUGUUGUGCAUGUUUGGUGCUUGAUAUGCUGUAAAAGUUGAACUGUGAUUUUCAUCAGCAUUAUUGUAUGCAUGUCAGUUCUGCUUAUACUGUAUAUAUGUGUAUAUAAAGCUGUUGGAUUUGUGUGUUGAUUUUUUUUUUUAAUAGCUUUUUUUGGGGUUUAAAACCUAUCAUUUAUUUUAGGAUCAUAACAAUGACAGCUGAUGUUAAGGGUCAUACAGGGUCAACUGCCCACCAAACAAAUUACUCAAAUUACAAGUUACUCUCAUGUAAAACUUAGCAUAAUGUAUUGGCAUGUAAGGUUGUUCAUGUCUGUUAACUUUUUUUUACAUUUAUUUUCUUCUUUUCUCCUUUUAUUGUUUUUUUUUUGUUUUCUUUUUUCCUUUUUCUUUUUAGAUUUAUUUAUUAUUUUCAGUUAAGUGUAUUAUAUGGUUUUGUGUUUGUUUCCCCAACAGCUCAUGCAAUAAUGUGUGAUUGUGUGGUGGACUGAAUGAUAAUUUGUAAAAUAUCUUUAAAACUAGGAAAUAAAUAUAGAAAUAUUUUCUUAAACA
Clarias gariepinus (North African catfish) is the source of this 3035-nucleotide messenger RNA. It is a transcript of the gene c17h21orf91, whose product is annotated as chromosome 17 C21orf91 homolog. The record is from RefSeq and is a predicted model, not a curated record. The transcript is spliced from 5 exons. The coding region runs from base 292 to 1086 and encodes 264 amino acids. Lineage: Eukaryota; Metazoa; Chordata; Actinopteri; Siluriformes; Clariidae.